AUUUACCACCAGUUGUGCUGUCCACUCUUAAGAGAAGGGAACAGAAGAUUGACACAACUCUGGAGACCAUAGCCAAAAAAUCCUGUCUUGAGGCCCAAAAGGAAGAAAUUGAAAAGGGAAAUGGAAAGAUUGAAGUAAGCUUUGACGGUGGGUGGCAGAAAAGGGGUACAGGAUGGAAUUAUAAUAGUAAUACAGGCCAUGCAUCAUUGAUUGGGAAAGAAACGGGAAAGGUACUACAGUUCUCUCUUAGAAGUAAAUCUUGCCAGAUAUGUGCCCUUCAUCAGAGCAAAAACCACACUAUACCUGUACAUGAAUGUUCAAAAAACUGGGACGGGUCUAGUAAGGCAAUGGAGCCUGACAUGGCAAUAUCAAUGGCCAGAGAGUUAGAGGAAACUGGAUGUUCAAUAGAUGUCAUCCAUGGUGAUAACGACUCGACCACAACUUCUCGUCUGCAAGCUGUUUUCCCUUCCAUUGAGAAAAAAGAUGACAGCAACCACACCAAAAAAGGUAUAACAUCAAAACUAUACAAGCUAAGCCAGAAAUAUAAAGUGCUGAAACAACCAAAUGUCAUUUCUUACAUUGGAAGAUGCUUCAUGUACGCCAUAAAAAAUUGCCAGACAAAAGACCCAGAUAGCCUUAGAAAAUCACUGGAUAUUAUAGUUCCACAUUUAUAUGGUGACCACUCCCUUUGUGCCAAUGAAGAUGUUACCUGGUGCAGUUAUCAGAAGAAUCCUUCUCAGUUCAGGUACCGCAGUCUACCGGAGGGUAAGCCUCUCACAUGUCCAAGUCUUCAGACAGAUCUAAAAGCUAUUGUGAACAGCCAAAAGGAUAGAGCUGCCUGCUUGACCAACUUAGGAUCAACCCAAGCAAAUGAGAAUUUUAAUUUCAUCGUUUCAACAAAAGCUCCAAAAAGCAAGUCAUUUGGAUCAAGCAAAUCUCUGACAGGGAGAAUUUCAGCAUCUGUUCUGCAGAAGAAUGAGGGUCACAAGUAUUUAGAAAAGUUACUAGUAUAA
Molecule: messenger RNA, 1013 nt
Organism: Mytilus californianus (California mussel)
Lineage: Eukaryota; Metazoa; Mollusca; Bivalvia; Mytilida; Mytilidae
Exons: 6
Coding region: 348-1013 (221 amino acids)
Source: RefSeq, a predicted model, not a curated record